Messenger RNA from Arabis nemorensis, 1437 nucleotides. The record is from the annotation of a GenBank genome assembly. NCBI's taxonomy places the organism in Eukaryota, Viridiplantae, Streptophyta, Magnoliopsida, Brassicales, Brassicaceae.
AUGGCGACUCUCUAUAGUCAAGUCCCUUCUGUAUCGGCAGUUUUCUCUCUCUACACAUCGUUCUCUGCAAUCACGAUGCUCUUCCGUACAAUCCUCAACGAGAUAGUCCCAAAGCGAGUCCGUGAUUACGUCGCUCUCAAAGUCGUCGACUUUUUCUCCUCUUACUUUCAGUCCAACUUCACUUUUGUGAUCGAGCAACGUUGGGAGUUUGUCGAGAACCAGACUUUCCGUGCUGCCGAAGUUUACUUACCGACCCGUCUCGCCGGACUCUCCACCGGAAAACUCCUCGUGGGUUCGAGCAAUCUCAAGAAUCCAGCUGCUGAGCCAAAGCUCGGAAUCCCAGUCAACACUAAAAUCAUCGAUGAGUUCCAAGGGAUUCAUCUCGAGUGGACUUUACACUCUGUUGAGACUAAGAAGUAUCUCCCUGAGAAACGCUACUUUCAUCUGACAUGUAAGAAGGAGUUUCGUGAGAAGAUUAUGACAGAUUACUUUACCUACUUGGCUAAAUCAGCUGAGAAGAUUAUGAGCCAUCGCGAGAAUCUCAAGAUCUACACUUAUAACCAAGACCGAUCCAAAUGGGAAUCCGCCAUUUUCGAGCACCACACCACCUUCCAGACACUAGCCGUUGAGCCGGACCUCAAGAACAGGUUGAUCGACGAUCUUGAUGCUUUCUCCAAAGGCAAAGACUUCUUCAAGAGCGUGGGACGGGCUUGGAAACGUGGAUAUCUUCUCUACGGUCCACCUGGUACCGGAAAAUCAUCUAUGGUCGCUGCUAUUGCUAACCACAUGAAGUACCACAUCUAUGAUCUCCAGAUUCAGAGUGUUAGAGACGAUGGUGAGUUAAGGGAGAUUCUUACCUCCACCAAGAACCGGUCCAUUCUUCUCAUUGAAGACAUUGAUUGUAGUGCCGAUGCUUCUCGUAGACGCCAGACCAAGAAGAAGGAAGAAGCUGGAGGAGAUGAUGAUGGUAAUGAGCCUCAAAAGCGCAAGAAGAAGUUUGACGUUGGGAUAUCAUUGUCUGGUCUAUUGAACUUUGUAGACGGGCUGUGGUCGAGCUGCGGGGAAGAAAAAAUAAUAAUUUUCACAACUAAUCACAAGGAGAAGCUCGACCCGGCGUUGUUGAGGCCUGGAAGAAUGGAUGUUCACAUUCUCAUGGACAACUGCACGCCCUUUGUGUUCAAGAAGCUUGCGGCUAUGUACCUCAAAGUUGAUGACCACGUUCUGUUUGAUCCAGUUGAGAAGCUGGUCCUUGAGGUGAGUGCAACUCCAGCGGAAGUCACGCAGCAGCUCAUGGCGAGUAAGAACUCUGAUAUUGCGCUCAAAGGUCUCUUGGAAUUCCUGGAAACCAAGAAGAUGAAAAAGGAGGAAGAUAGCAGUGUGGAGGAAGAGGGAGAGAUUGAAGAUGAUGAGACUAAAGAUGCAGAAGCAGAAAAAUAA